AUGGAGACCUUCUUCUGUGUGACAACCUUUCAAGCACUUGAAGGGUGUGAUCAUAUAUCUCUGAAGUCUUCUCUUCUCAAGGCUAAACACAUCCAGUUCUUUCAGUCUCUCCUCACAGGGCUUUGUUUCCAGUCCCCUGAUCAUCCUCGUUACCCUCCCCUGGACCAGUUUGAUUGCUUUGGGCUUGCCUCCUCCCAGCCACCCUCCACAAGUCGCUGCAAGAGCUUGCUGAGGAAUGCGCUGCAGACCCACUGCGGACAUCGCUAUUGCUCAGAGUGCCUGGCCUGGAUUGUACGAAACAGUAACAACCCAGUUUGUCAGAGGUGUAAAGAGGAAGAUCCGGGCACCACAAAUGAAGAAAGUUUACUAUCAGCAGGAAAGGCUUUUAGUGAUGCUGCCAUUAACAAGGAAAUUUUGGAACUCAGCGUGCGUUGUGGGAUCCCUGGAUGUAACUGGAUGGGCUUCAUGAAGAACCUGGACGAUCAUCAGAGCACAUGUGAAUAUGCCCCAGUCCCAUGCCAUGCCAACCCCUGUGGACAGGCAGCGAUGCGAAAAAGGCUGGCAGAUCGCUUGCAGGGCGACUGUGCAGACGCCACCCCGUGCUCGGACGGCGGCAGCCCAAAGGUCUCUGGGAACGAGCAUCAAAAACCAUUGGAGCAUAUGUUAAAAACCUGUCCUGCACAGAAUUCCCUGGUGGUUUUCGCUGGUGAGGAAGGAUGUCGGUUUUCUAGGAUUGGAUGCUCUUUCAAGGGCAAUGCAGAAGACAGAAAAGAACAUGAGAGGCAGGCUGCAGGGACACAUUUGAUGCUGUUGCUCCACCACGUGAUGAAGCUGAAAGCUCGCUUGUACCCAGGAGGUGGUGCGCUUGAUGCACGCUUGACAGACUCCACAGUUCUGAUGGAGAUCUUCUUAAGCUUGAAACUGUGGGGGGCCUUGGCAGCAGACUCUUCUAGGCUUCCUCUGUGUGAGGAGGAGAGCAGGCGGACGCUCCCGCGGACAGCAAAGGGGGUCUCCUUGCUGGAGGGCAAGCUGAGUGUGUUCGAAAACAUUGCUUCGGUGCUGAGCAAGGAGAUGGCUGCCUCUCGCCAGAAGAUUGUGGCUUUCCGGAGCCAGAGGGGCCUUGACCAGGACAUGAUCCGCGGCUUGGAGCUGAAGAUUACAGAUCUGCAGCGAUGCCUUAUACAGAAAGACACAGCUCUGAGCAAGCUUGAGGAGAGGCUCCUGUUGUCUGAGCAAGCAUCUUACGAUGGCGUCUUUUUAUGGAAGAUUAUGGAUGUCCACCGGAAGUGCUACGAAGCUGUGUGUGGGAAGUUGUGGGGCUUCCAUUCUCCCCCUUUCUACACUUCACGAUACGGUUACAAGCUCUGCAUGAAGAUUUACCUGAACGGCGAAGGGCAAGUCAGAGGGACCCACCUCUCCCUCUUUGUGGUGCUCCUGAAGGGGAAGUACGAUGCUCUUCUCCAGUGGCCUUUCGCACACAAGGUAACUUUGAUGUUGCUCGAUCAGAACGACGGAGAGCAUCUUGUUAAUACUCUCCACCCAGAUCCAGCCUCUGCUUCAUUUCAGAAGCCGGUGACUGAUAUGAAUGAGGCCAGUGGCUUCCCCAGGUUUGUUCCUUUGGCCAAACUGCAUUCACCGAAACAUGCCUAUUUCAGAGAGGGCACCCUUUUCCUCAAGUGUGUUACGGAAGCCACUUUGUGAAGGUUUGAAAGCCGAGGCAGGUGACAAAACCGAGGGUUGGCGGCUGCAUUGGAAACAUCCCAGGAGCUGUAGGGCUGAUUUGCAUCUGCACUGAGGCUGAUUUGCAUUGGCAAUAGAGCUGAUUUGCACAUUGCAGUUACUCAUGGGAUGGUUACAGUGUGAAGCAAUGUGCUUUUGGCUGCACAUUCUGUACGGUGGGUGUGUUCCCCCAGUUUCCUGCCUCCAUCUCUGUGUCAUGAGUUCCAGUUCAGUGUGUGUGUGUGUGUGUGUGUGGCAUUAUGUUUGUCAUGUUGAUGUUCCAUUUUAGAUGCAAAAAUGUCACAGGGUGGUGCUGCAAAGACACAAAAGUAGCCAUUUUUGUAAACACAGUGAAUGCUUAAUUAGGGUCGGGUAAAGGAUGACUGUGUUACAUUUUUUUUUUAGGACUGCUAGUUAGGGGAGCCAGUGUGGCGUAGUGGUUAAGGUGUUGGACUACGACCUGGGAGACCAGGGUCCGAAUCCCCACAUAGCCAUGAAACUCACUGGGUGACCUUGGGCCAGUCACUGCCUCUCAGCCUCACGAAAACCCUGUUCAUAGGGCCGCCGUAAGUCGGAAUCAACUUGAAGGCAGGACAUUUACAUUUAGUCCUGCUUAGAGCAGACCCCUUCAAAUAAAUGAACGUGGCAAACUUUGGUCCAUCAAUUUCAGUGGGUCUCCUCUGAGUAAAACUUGGUUGGCUAAAACCCUCUGUUGCCAGCCUUCCUCCUGACAUUGCAAGUGAGCAGCUGGAUGUAGAAAAGGAGCUUUUAUUUUACGUCUUUAAAAUCAAUAAACAACACUUAGAAUACUGGAGGAGAGAAAAUCCUGGCUGGGAAACAAACACCAUCAAGAAAUAAAAAGACAAGAAAGCAACUACAUUAAAAAGCUCUGCCAGGAGUUUCUAUUUCCUUAUCAAUGACAGCCAAGAUAGGCUCCGGUCGAAAAACAGUGUUUCUACUCCCACUGCAACUGUGUGCAGCUAGGCUGGUGGAUUAAUAGGAGGCAAAUCAUCUGGCAGAAAUCCCUUUUGCUGCCUUUGAUCUUCCUUGCUCUUUCAACCAGCAGUGCCACAAUGGAGCUGGCAGGGACCGGCAACAGGUUUAAUGAAUAAGCAGCAAGUUUAAGUAUUGACAUGGCUAUGAGUGGCAGAAUGAGAACAUCAGAAGAGCUUGGCUGCUGAGUCAGGCCAGUGGCCCAUCUAGUCAAGCAUCCUGUUCUCAUAGUGGCCAACCCAAUGCCCAUUAUGGGAAGCUCACCCACAACGAGGACCUGACUAUGUUCUCAGCAACUGGUAUUCAGAGGUAUACUGCUUCCGACCGCUGGGGGGGGGGAGGAGAACAUAAGCCAUUGUGACUAGCAGCCACUGAAACCUUUAUCCUCCACGAAUUUGUCCAGUCCUCUUUUAAAACCAUCCAAGUUAGUGGCCAUCACUAGCAAUGGAACGAUCCGCCAGUUUUGGUUAUUGGGUUUUAUUUUUUCAGUCAAAUGCCAUUCUCCACAUUUCUGCAAGAAUGUGUGUGUGUGUGUGUGUUUUAAAAAAUCCAUACCUUCCCAAUUAGUAUCAACUAGCACCUACCCUGUGGAAUUCCCUCCCCUUAAAUAUUAGGCAGGUGCCAUCUCUGCUAUCUUUUCGGCGCCUUUUGAAGACUUUCCUCUUUCAACAAGCCUUUUAAGUUGAGACCUAUCCCAGUCUGCGUCUGUGUUAGAAUUGAUUUUAAUAUGUUUUCUUUAAUAAUAUGUUUUUAACCUUAAAAAAAUGUUUAAAGCUUUUUAAAAAAAUGUUUUUAACGUUGUUUUGUUUUAAUGUAAGUUAAGGUCAUUUAUGAUGUUUUAAAGUGUUUUUAGCGUUUCUGCCCUGGGCUCCUGCUGGGAGGAAGGGGCGGGAUAUAAAUCAAAUAAUAAAAAUAAACUGAUUUAAAAUAAAAUUUCUAUAAAGUCCAGUAUCAAUGGUACUUAACUCCAUGCAGGAUUUCAAAUAUAUAUCCUGCGGCACAGAAUCUAUGUUGGAGAUGUGAAAAUAAUAAAGCCAAUUAUUUGCAUGUAUUGUGGAGCUGCCCUGCGAUACAAGGACUAAUGUGUGUAACAUAAUAUCAGAAAUGUCUGAGACAUGACCGGAUAUUCUCUACCAAAUGACCCUAAAGUAUUAUUGUUAAAUUUUCUUGAUGGCGUAAUUCUAGAAUCUGAUUUAGACAUUAUUUCAAAUCUGUUGACAGCAACAAAAUAACAAUUGCUAAGGUACAGAAAAAGAAAGAAGCUCCAUUAAUUUUAGGCUGGUUUAAUAAAGUCUGGGAGACAAUAUUAAUGUUAAAACUGACAUACCUUGGAAGAGAGAAAAAAUGGACAAGUAAAUAGGUUUAUAGAACGGUUGUCUUUAUUUAUCAUGUUUUGGAACAAGAAGAUACAAGAUAAUAUUUACCCACAUUCUUUAUAUACAGGACCAUAAAGGAAUAUGAUCACUAUGAAAAGGGAAAUAAUAUAUGUUUUAUAAAGCUUUGCAUAUCGCACACAAUGUGCAUAAUUUCUUUCCCUCUGUUUACUCAUUGAUUGUACCUUCUCCAUUACGUUA
Messenger RNA from Rhineura floridana, 4286 nucleotides. RefSeq names its product TNF receptor associated factor 1 (gene TRAF1). Bases 1 to 1701 code for a protein of 566 amino acids. NCBI's taxonomy places the organism in Eukaryota, Metazoa, Chordata, Lepidosauria, Squamata, Rhineuridae. Gene Ontology annotation, molecular function: tumor necrosis factor receptor binding; zinc ion binding; ubiquitin protein ligase binding. The record is from RefSeq and is a predicted model, not a curated record. Gene Ontology annotation, cellular component: plasma membrane signaling receptor complex; cytoplasmic side of plasma membrane. The transcript is spliced from 11 exons. Gene Ontology annotation, biological process: positive regulation of JNK cascade; protein K63-linked ubiquitination; tumor necrosis factor-mediated signaling pathway.